UUUUCACGACCAGCACUUCGCCAGAUUUCACAGAGGACACGCCCUGCAACAGCAUCUUUCAGAGCUCUGAACCUAUAUUCAAAGUCACACCCACUCUAUUUCUAACUUCUGUUCCGCCCUUUCUACAGCUACCUAAACAAGGCCCACCUUACGCGUUGCCCGCUCCUCUACCACCUCCAGCUUCCUGCCAAACCUCAAAAGCAUCCAAAAUGGCCCGUAUACAGAUCCCCCUCGACGUUCUGGCUUCUCGCCUGAACCUCCAGGACCGUCUUGCCAGCAUGCGCUCCGGAUCCAUUGCCAACAGGUUCUCCAACCUACGUCCCUUCUCCGAGUUCUUCGAUUUCAAGCGCCUGUCCAAGCCUGUCAACUUUUCCGAGGCCCAGUCGCGCGUCAAUUACAACCUUUCCUACUUCUCCAGCAACUAUGCCGUGGUAUUCGUCAUGCUCUGCAUCUACGCUCUCCUCACCAACCCAAGGCUGCUGUUCGACAUCAUCUUUGUCGUCGUCGGCAUGUGGAUGAUCGGGAAGCUCGAGGGCCGCGACCUCGAGAUUGGCAGCCACCGCUUCACAACAUCGCAGCUCUACACGGCACUCUACGUCAUUGCGAUCCCGAUCGCCCUGAUUUCUUCGCCUUUGACCACCGUCCUGUGGCUCAUCGGCGCCAGCGGCGUGGUCAUCCUCGGCCACGCCUCCAUGAUGGAUAAGCCUAUCGACGAGGCUUUUUCCGGGGAGGCGGUCUAGGUGGUCGGCCGCGAGCUCCCAAAUAUGCGCCCCCUUGGGGAAGACCAUCGAGGCGCGUGCGGCGGAGGAAUGGCGCAUUUGAGGACGGCAGCGUUCGUGAUGUGUGGAAUACGCG
Phialemonium atrogriseum is the source of this 855-nucleotide messenger RNA. Its product is annotated as putative prenylated rab. Bases 210 to 740 code for a protein of 176 amino acids. The record is from RefSeq and is a predicted model, not a curated record. The transcript has 2 exons. Lineage: Eukaryota; Fungi; Ascomycota; Sordariomycetes; Cephalothecales; Cephalothecaceae. Gene Ontology annotation, cellular component: Golgi apparatus.